UGCCCCGCCCCCCUUUGCACCCUGAUUUGUGCGCAUGCCUCAAUACUGUUCCUUUUAGCAGCGCAGCACGUGUUGAGGUGAAUUGGUGAGCAGGAGGAGAAUGAGUUCUACUAAGCAGCAGAAGACAGGCUCGUCGACAACGGCCAAGAAAGAUGCUUUGAAAGCUAAGAAGGCUGUCCUGAAGGGCAAGCACACUACCCUCAAGAGGAAGAUACGCACUUCCGUGCGCUUCUAUCGGCCCAAGACUCAAAAGAAGUCAAGACAGCCCAUGUACCCACGUCGCUCUGCCCCCAGACGUGCACGAAUGGACCAUUAUGCCAUUAUUAAACACCCCCUCACGACGGAGUCAGCUAUGAAGAAGAUAGAAGACAACAAUACUCUUGUAUUCCUUGUCAACCUUCGUGCCAAUAAACCACAGAUAAAGCAGGCUGUCAAGAAACUGUAUGACAUAGAUGUGUUAAAGGUGAAUACUCUCAUCAGGCCUGAUGGACAAAAGAAAGCGUAUGUUCGUCUAGCUCCAGACUAUGAUGCUCUUGAUGUAGCCAACAAGAUCGGCAUCAUUUGAGCAAGACUUGGCAGAAUAACUGUACUUUAUUAUGUGUGUGCACUUGGUGUACAAACAAUUAUUGUGACAAAAAAACAUUUUUCAAGACUAAAA
This is a messenger RNA of Halichondria panicea, 658 nucleotides long. RefSeq names its product large ribosomal subunit protein uL23-like. Gene Ontology annotation, biological process: translation; ribosomal large subunit assembly. Lineage: Eukaryota; Metazoa; Porifera; Demospongiae; Suberitida; Halichondriidae. The transcript is spliced from 4 exons. The record is from RefSeq and is a predicted model, not a curated record. Gene Ontology annotation, cellular component: ribosome; cytosolic large ribosomal subunit. The coding region runs from base 101 to 565 and encodes 154 amino acids. Gene Ontology annotation, molecular function: rRNA binding; structural constituent of ribosome.